Vitrella brassicaformis is the source of this 3896-nucleotide messenger RNA. The record is from the annotation of a GenBank genome assembly. Lineage: Eukaryota; Vitrellaceae.
CCAGCCUUGUUGCAGCGCAUUGGGCUGCAGCGCUUGUGAUGCCUUCCACAUAGCGCUGCAUUCGACAUAAACAUGGUUGGAACUCAUCGCUGAGGCAUAUCUGCGCGGCACCAUGGCGGCUGUCACGGUGAGGCGAGCAUGGGACAAUAAGAGAGCGGGAACGCCGGUCUGGUCAAUCAGGAGGUGCUCUGUGUUCGGUUUGUCUGACAAACAGAUCGGUAGCAUGAAAUGGCCGCAGCAGAGAGGUACGCCCGACGCCCACACAGCAACAGGCCACAGAUGCACUCAGAGGUGUGCUGUGCUGUGCUGUCUGUGAUGUGUUGCAGCCGUGUUGGUGGGUAGGAUGGUCAAGAGAGCAGCGUCGAUGGGCUGCCGCGACGCGACCGUCAUGCGGGCGGUGCGGCUGCUGGACCUGUGCCGCGCAGACAAACUCAUCGACACGAGCAACACCAAACAGGCAAAGAGAUCUGAAUGACAGACAGAGAGCAGCGACUCACGGGAUGUGUGUGUCACUUGGCUGGCUGCUGGCACACAGGUAGCAGAUGCGUGUCUGGCCGCCUGCGUCAAGCGGCUGCAGCCACACGUGCUGAUGGACGACAUGCCGGAUGACCCCCCACACAUACAGGCACAGGUAUUGAAACACAGACACAAACACAGACACGCACGCACACCUGUGCAGCGCCGACCCGUCUGUCUGUCUGUCUGUCUGUCUGUCUGUUUGGCUCUGUGUGUGCAGGUGGUGUGUCGUGCGGCCGCUGAUAGUUCUGUGUGCGGCAUUGAGUGUCUGGAGAAGCUGUUCACUGCUGCCGGCAUGGACACCCACGGCCGCCUGUUCUCAUUCGCCAAAUACCUCAUGGUGAGUCGGGCAGCCAGCCACACACACACCUCCAGCCAUCGAAUGACUUCUCCCUGUCUGUCUGUCUGUCUCUCCGUGCAGUUCUUGUCGAUGUGUGACAUCGACUUGGCCGGACGCGAUGUCCCCCUGCUGGCCGCCACGGCCGUCUACAUCACACGCAAGAACCACCAGAAGCAGAUAGCGGGCGGCAUAUGGGUGAGCCAAAGCGACACGUGUCAUGAUGUAUCUAAGGCCUGUGUGGGUUUGUGUGUCCGAUUGUUCAUUGUCAGAGUGCGGCCCUUGUGACUCAGAGUUCGGUUAGCGAGUCGAGGUUGGAGUCGAGCAUGACGACGUUGAGGAUGCAGCGGCUCAUGUGGGGCGACACACAGACCACCAAAGGGGUGAGCAUGUCAGAAGACCAGUCGAAUCGCCACCACAGCACCGUGUUGAUGUCAUUGUGUGUCGUUUGUGUGGUGUGUGCAGAUCGUGACCGAUGCAGUAGACGAGCUGUUCGCCUCGCCCGACCGCCACGGCGUCGCAUCGUCCCGCAGCCACACACAACAAGAGCAGCAGCAGCAGCAGCAGGUGGGUGGUGAGACAUUGCUGACACAAGCAAUGAGUGUUGCGACGAUUCCAUCUGUGCGUGUGCAGGUGUCUGUCUGGUGGCUGGUGCUGGUGUGGCUGUGGCUGUGGCGCCUCUGCUGUCAAGUGUGGUCAUGGUGUUGCGGGCGGCCCUCAGCCGACGAGCAGCACGCCCUCGCCCAUCUGUUUGCCGAAGACCGCUGCCGCACCCCCGACAUCAGCACCACACUGGCGCUGAGGGCAGCCGCACGAGACAUCAGAGACGCCUUCUCAUCAGACCAGCUGCGCAGCCGACUGGAUCACUCACUGAGCCGUGAUGGCGACGGCAUCAACACCCCACAGCUGCAGCUGCUGCGGUUCGACCCAUCGCUGGGGAUGGGUGACCUGCUGGCGGCGGUGUGGAUAGCCGAGGAGGGCGGGCGGUGGGAUGAGACGGGGGAGGUGCUGCAGCUGGCCAGCCAGUGCGGCGACUGCACGCUGCCCAUCAACCUCACGGCAGAUGACAUCCGCACACACGCCAACAAGACGGUAAGGCACACACACACGAGGGGUGGGAGGGAACAGAGAGGCCUCAUUCUCUCUCUCUCUGUGUGUGUGGUGUCGUCUAGGCGUAUGGAUCGUUAGCUCGUGUGUUGGCGCAGCUUAUGGUGGUGGGCCGCCAUGUGCGGUUCAGUGACGGCAGCCGCCUGCAGCUGUUCCAGCAUGGCAACGGUGAGGUGCGGGCCAUCAAGGACGAGCCCGGCUUCAAGGUGACCGUCAUCCCGCCCCUCCCUGCCGACCAUCUGUCCCAGCAGCGCCGACAGCGCCUCCCUGACGCCCUCCAACUGUAUCAGCAGCACCGGCUAGAGCAUGACCCACCAGUGCAGAGCCGCAUCAACUACCAUUGGCCCGGCCAAUGGGUGUCGAGCGGCCCCCCGACCUUUGACGCGUCGGUGUCGUCGUUUGCCAAGAACAAGAUCCUCGACCACUUCUACUUCGACGAGACUCACCACCAGACCAAUCACACAGAAACACUCAACAGGUAGCAAAUCAAUGGCAGCAGUGGCGAGAGGGGUGCGUGUGUGAUUGUGUGUGUGUGUGUGUGUGUGUGGUUGCUUCAGGCGUGUCUGUGGCGGCCGUCUGGAUGGCCUCCUCACCCAGUCGCCCCACACACCAGUGGCCGGAUGCACUACCACAUUCAGCGGCGGUCGUACGCGGUUCCUGGUGCUCACCGAUAGCAGCGACGACUUCGUCGCGUGGAUUACCAUUCCGAUUGAGGGAAACAAUAGUGGUCAGGCCGACAGACAGGCAGCUCUAGUGGUCAAGUGUCUUUUGUCUGUCUGUCUGCAGUGAGUGUUGAAGUCGAGACGACCGAGGCGCCUGCGGCUGAUGUGAGUGAGAAUGCGCCCUUCAAGGACCGCUUCCCCUUGACCACUCGGCUGGCCCGCGUGGCGCUGGGGCGAGUGGCGCCAUACGUCUUCGACGGACAAGUAGCAGACCAGCAGCAGGAUGAUGACGGUGCGGACAGGGAAGGAAGGGACACGCACAGAUGGUGGUCAUGGAUGUGUGCAUGAAUGGCAUUUCUUCACUGUCUGUCUUUGUGUGUGGUGUAGAUUCCGACGGCCAUGGCGGCGGUUGGGAUGAUAUGGAUGACGAUAGCGACGAAGAGGGUAGCGGAGGUACACACGAAGGAAAGAACGCGCAGACAGUACACACCGACCCGCAUCACACGUCUGCGUGUGUGCGUCUGUGUUUGUGUCGAUGGCAGGUGAGGAUGCACCAGCCGAGGAGGACAGCCAAGACGGCGGCGGUGACGGCAAUGCAUCGCCCUAAUAGCACACACACAGAGACCGAUCUCAAUACUCACUGGUGCGCCACAGACACACUGCAAUGUCAUCGGCUGAUGCCAUGCCUCCCUCUCUGUCUGUGUGUGUUGUGGUCAGGAGGGUGGCCGAGCGCUGCCUGUCACCCUCUCUCUCUGUAGCUCGCUCAUCGGCGCAGAUCAGAUCAGCUGCUGAUGUCGUGUCGACCGAAUGGACCGCGUAGCUGGCUGUGUGUGGGAUGAAAGGCGGACAUGGGUGUGGGCGGGUCUGGGGGUCCUCACUCCCCUCUCUCUCUGUGUGUGUAGCCCCCCUCCAUCUCUCGACAUAUACAUCUGCUCUGCGUGAAUGAGUGAGUCGAUAUGCAGUGGGCUGUCUGUCUGGCUGUCUGUCUGGCUGUCUGUCUGCGUCUGUCUGCGUGUGCCUGGAUGUGAUGUGGAUAGACUGACUGAUCUGAACGUGUUGGUGCACAGAAAUCGAUACACACUCCAUCAAACACUCCUUGGCUGCGCUGCCGUGUCUAUUUGGUGUGUGUCGUGGCCAGCCAUUUCAUGCAUGUCGUGUGUUUAGCUGAGAGACUUGUUUGUUGCUCAGGGGUGGACUACCGGAUGGGUGCGUGUGGUGGUGGUGUAUAUAUUGUUGCGGUUUGGUUUGACCUGUCAACCGUUUGUAACCAGUCG